This is a messenger RNA of Drosophila ananassae, 4010 nucleotides long. RefSeq lists its product as uncharacterized. The transcript is spliced from 4 exons. Gene Ontology annotation, molecular function: protein binding. The record is from RefSeq and is a predicted model, not a curated record. Bases 797 to 3475 code for a protein of 892 amino acids. Lineage: Eukaryota; Metazoa; Arthropoda; Insecta; Diptera; Drosophilidae.
GCACGGAGCGUGGAGCCACGGAGCCACAGAGCCAGGGAGCACGAAGAAGCUUCGAAGAAGCGACGCUUAAGCCGAGCUCGGAGAUUUUUUCCGUAACGAAAAAGGCGGCUUUUUAUUCGUUAAUUAACCGUCGAGCGGGCCAGAAGUUCGGCUCGGGGGCUCAGGGCGUGAAAACCGCUUAACGGAAGUGCAGAAAAGUUGGUAGCUAAUUGAGCACACACCUCUGGGUGACACCUGACACUCGGACUGGUAGCUCGACAGCAAGAUAGCAGACAAAAACAAAUCGAAAGCGACGCAGCUGCUCUAUAUUCCAGCUCGAACAGAGGCAGGCAUUUAAGCCACAAGAGCUGGUGGCAGGCCCUGCACUUUCGCUCAGUGUAAUUGUAACAUAACUUUCUUGGAGCGCCGGUCGAGUGCGAGAGGGCCUCGAGUGCGGGCCGUCUUAAUUUGUCGCUGCAGUUGCCUUCGAGCCACUCUGCCGCUCGCUACCUUAGCCCACUUGGCUUACCUGCUUUUUGAACUUUUUUGGCGUGUUUUGGCGCGUGUGGCGGAGAGACCCAGACCCAGAACCGAGCGGGAUGGGCGCAGUGAGUGAUUCGAAAUUUAUGCUAAUCAGUGGCCAAGUAAUUAAUGUGCCGUGUGUCAAAUGUUAACAGCAUUUCGCAAUAAGCCAUCGAGACAAGGGAGAACUGAAAGACGCCUAAUUCAACACCCGCAUAACCUCAAAACGUGAUCACAUAACGAAACCAAUCAGCGAUCAGAUCUUAUCAGCUUCCAAAAAAGUAUAAAAACAAAUAUGUUGUUUUGGAAGCGUCUGCACCGAUCGAGCGACUCCCCAACGACGACAGGUGCGUCGUUCCAGGAACGUCGUUUUUUUGGCAUCCUACGUUCUGCGAAAAGGAAGCAGGUUGCCACACCUUUGCCCGCAUACCGCCAGGAGACUGGCUCCCCAGCUACCCCUCCAGAAGAUGGCCUGCCACUGGGCCUUGAAGCUUCCCGAACAUUAGAGCCGCAGGCCCAGGAGAACGACUACGUGCUCGAGGAGUCUGUCCGGAGAGGGCUUCUCUUACCGCCGCCCCCUCAGUACCCUCCCUACCCCUGCCAUUUGCCACUUACUCCGCCUCCCAGCUACACAGAGCGACCCCGCCAAGCAGCGGUAGAAGUCGUUGCCCGUCCAGUACCGUUAGCGGGUGCAGUGCAUCCAACGGCAGCCGAGUUAGCAGCACGCCAACAGGCACGACGAAGGCGCCGUCUCCGGGACUUGCAGCAGCAGCAACAGCAACUCAGAUUUGCGUCCAGCACUGACAGUUCCAGCAGCUCCGGGUCCAGCAGCUCCGAAUCAAGCAGCGGUGGCAGUGGGCACAGACGCCGACAACGACGCAGGCGAGGAUUGAGAGAUGCCUAUUGUCCGGACCUCCUGCACGCCUGUUCCCUGAUUCUUCAGCAACCCAACGGCAGCAGCUCUAGUUCGGUGGGAAACUUCACGGCCACUCCACCGCCACCGGCGCCUUUGGAGCCGGAGAGCGUUGAGUACAGCUCGGACUAUGUGGAGAUCGACGAGCUGCUUCCAUUAGUCGCCGCCGGGCGGGCCAAGAGCACUCCCCAACUGGCGAUGGGUCAGAACCUGAGCCUCCGCCGUCCGCGCAUUUCAUUGACCUGGGUGCUCCGAGAACAGCAGCAGCAACAACAGACUCAGCAGCAGACACAGACCCCGGCAGGUCCUGCAACGCCACAAAAGGAGCCUCCCACAGAUGCAGUGGAAAAGCAACCCGCCGAAAAACUGUUACUGCCAGCCAGAACCGAGCCGGUGCCGACGCAGCUGGAUGUCUCCAAGAAGCGGUACAGAGUCAAGCAGUUGCCUGGCGGCGGGGAACCGCUCAAUGGCUAUGCCACCACGCCCACCGCCCACCAGGCCCCUCCAAACGGUCAUCUGACUAACCAGAAGUUUUUUAGCAACCAGAACCUGCUGGACGUGUCCAGGAAUGGUCCUUCUGCGGGGGCACCUGUGGCCACCGCCGCUUCCACCAAAGAAUUGCUCUUCGUGUGCACUCCUCAGAGAGCGCCGCGGAGCGAUGGCCACAGCGAAGCCCUUCUGCUGGCCAGAAAGAGAAACGAGAUCCGCAAAAAACUGGCGUCCCGACUCCAGCAAGCGCGAUCGCAGGCGAGCGAGACCAGGGGCUCGGUCACAGGGGCGGAGUCCCUGAAGUGCACCUCCUACUCGGAGCCCAGCUUGGUGGCAGCCUCGGAGGGAGGAGGGGGAGCGACCAGCGGAGGCGGGACAGCAGGUGCCCCCCAGCAACCACAGCAGCAGCGGAGGCAUCGCCACCGAAAGCGCCGGGAUCGCAAUCGAGUGCAACGCUUCGGCUACGAGAUCCAUAACGUUGACGAGUUCCUCUCACGCUGUUCCCUGGCUACGCCUGGAAACAUCCCGGUGGUCCUGGCAACAGCUAGCACCCUCUACCAAACGCGCCCUGGUGGCUACCAGCUGGAGAUUCCCCUGCCUCUGGGCAUGGUGGUGAAUGCAGUGUUCAAGAACCAGAACUGGCUGUACGUCCAGACGCCGCACGCCGAGGAGGGAUAUGUGGGCUACACCUGCUGCUUGCCUUUGGGUAUCCUGCCUCAACAGGCUAGGAAUGGGUCCUCCAGAAACACCCCCUGUUGGGAGUCCAAUGCAGACGUCUUUCCCCGACCUUGCGGCAACAUGACCGACUCCGAGAAAGAGAUCCGCUUGCGGGGAGGCACUCGAUCGGACGGUGCUCGCACGCCACGUAGUACCAAGCCUGCUCAGGAUGAUCUGCUGAAGAUCAGCAGCACCACCAUUAACAACAACAACCAGCACCACAGCAACAACAACAACAAAAGCGGUAGCACCGCCAGCUCCCUCUACGGAGAACAACAGGUGGACAAGCUGUACUUGAGAGCGGCAUCCAAGCCGCGCCUGGUGGAGAAGGCCUACGCCCAACUGCGCUCCACGCGGAACGUUACUUCUGGAUCAGUUUCUGCCAGGAGCGCGGCCUCCCAGGACGAAUACGUGACCCUGCAGCAGAAAUCGGCGACCAAACCGUCGCAUUCCAAUCCACCACCUGUCUCCCAUCUGCACCAGUCCCAUCCCACGCGUCGGCUCUCGAACGUCUCCUCAUACAUCACCAACGGCCAGAACGGCCAGCAUCUGCACCCUCAUCCCCAUCAGCAUCCGCAAUCGGCCCCCCUGCCACCAUACAAGCCGGCCAAGAGUCAGGCCGAGUCGCUCCGACUCCUCCGGCAGCAACAGCAGGAGGAGGUGGGCCAGCGGCAAACUCUAGUCGCUAUCAGCACGGACUACAUCACGGAGAGCAUCGCCGUGCACAAGGGGGAGAUUGUGACGUUGUGCGACUGCCGUGAGUCCAAGGACCAGAGGCAGUGGUUCUAUGUCCGGACGCGGGACGGACGAGAGGGCUUCAUUCCCGCCGAGGUGGCCGGACACGGAUACCUGUAGAUUGCUUAAGCGUGAACUUACGAAAAACUAAAGUUUAGGCCCUCAUAGUCCCACUGAGAUUUCAUUAAAAAACUAAACAGUCCUCCAGGUGCCCCACCGCACCUCGGAACAAGUCAAGCAUUAAAAUUAAUACAUUUAGCUAACCAUUAUAGACACUCGUAGGCCCAGGCCCUUCAUUCGCGCUCAUUAGUACGCUUCUAGUUAUAAACUGUAAUCAUGUACGUAUCGGUCGUUGUCUGUAAUUUAAAAUUGGUAUUAGCGUGUGAGUGUGUCCAUGUGAAAAUGCCCACAGGAUUUAAUAUUUAUCCUUUGUAACAAUAAGACCACAAGUCCAGUAGAAGAAAAACCUGCUAAGCUGAAAUCAAAGACAAAUGCAGCGAAACCCUUUUUGUAACAUUAUUGUACUUGAUGCUUCUCCUAAAUAAAAUGAACCGAUAUUGAAAUAAAUAUUUAAACACAUAAAUAAAAUGUUUCAUUUUAAAAAUAUCAAUAUUCACACUUCUUCCAUGCGAGAUUUUGACAUAGAAAUAGCUUG